This is a messenger RNA of Durio zibethinus, 1641 nucleotides long. Lineage: Eukaryota; Viridiplantae; Streptophyta; Magnoliopsida; Malvales; Malvaceae. The record is from RefSeq and is a predicted model, not a curated record.
AAUGUGUGGUUUCCAACGCAAAGCUGACUCAGUCAUGACAAUGACGAUUUUUAUCACAAGAAAGAUAAUCAUUUAGUCUCAAUCUGUCUUUUGCCUGUUUGCCAGCUUGCAAUGGGACUCUGCCUGGUUCCAACUUCUUUUCAUUUUCUUGUAAAACAAUUAUUAUACAAAUAUUGAUCUAUUUUUUAAAGACAAAUGUUGUAAAUUUUUUUUUGGGACUAAAAUUGUUGUAAAUUAUGUUAAGUAAUGAAAGUUUAGAUUUUCAGGGAAGGACAUAGGACCUGGGAAUUCCCAGGGAAGGACUUCUUCCGGCUGACUAUAAAUACCAAGGAUUUUGCUUGACCUAAAUGUGCAAUCACCCACUCAAUUUCUGUAUCACUAGAUUUUUGUUGUUUUCUUUUGUUUUUGUUUUCAUUGUUCUGUUGAGAUAUUCAGCUUCUUUUUUGAUUCAGGAUGACUAUCCUCAUUGAUCAACCUGAGUUUGGAGUUGAAGCAGGGUUUAACAAGCAGGUCGAUAAUGUUGAGAAAGAACUGGUAUUGGAUGGGGGAUUUAUGGUGCCACAGACCAACUCUUUUGGCCACACUUUUAGAGAUUAUCAUGUUGAAAGUGAGAGGCAAAAGGGUGUGGAGAACUUCUACAAGACCAAUCAUAUUAACCAGACAUAUGACUUUGUCAAGAGAAUGAGGGAAGAGUAUGGCAAGCUGAACAAGGUGGAGAUGAGCAUAUGGGAAUGCUGUGAACUUCUUAAUGAUGUAGUUGAUGAGAGUGACCCUGACUUGGACGAGCCUCAGAUUGAACACUUGCUGCAAACAGCUGAGGCCAUUAGAAGGGACUAUCCUGAUGAGGACUGGCUGCAUCUGACUGGCCUUAUCCAUGACCUUGGAAAGGUGCUUCUUCUUCCUAGCUUUGGAGAGCUUCCCCAGUGGGCUGUUGUAGGUGACACAUAUCCUGUUGGCUGUGCUUUUGACAAAUCAAUUGUUCACCACAAGUAUUUUGAGGAAAAUCCUGACUAUCACAACCCUGUUUACAACACUAAAUAUGGAGUGUACUCAGAGGGAUGUGGACUUAACAAUGUAAUGAUGUCAUGGGGGCAUGAUGACUACAUGUAUAUGGUGGCCAAAGAGAAUAAUACAACUCUGCCAUCAGCAGCUCUUUUCGUUAUCAGAUACCAUUCGUUUUAUGCGUUGCAUAGGUUAGGAGCGUACAAGCACCUAAUGAAUGAGGAGGAUGUUGAGAAUCUGAAGUGGCUAGAAAUAUUUAACAAAUAUGAUCUUUACAGCAAGAGCAAAGUCCGGAUUGAUGUCGAAAAGGUCAAGCCAUAUUAUAUCUCCCUCAUUGAAAAGUACUUCCCAGCAAAGUUAAGAUGGUGAAUCCUGGUUCUCUCGGACUGGCCAGUUUAUCGCCUCAGCGUCAGGCUUGAAGAUGAUCGCUAGCUAGUUCUUAUAUGUAUGAAAAUUUCAUCUGAUGACUUUUUUGAGAUGUUGUCACUGUUGUUUUUGCAUUUCUCAGAUGUUUUUGCAUUUCUCAGCCUGUAUAAAAAAUAAUGGUUGCAAUUUCGGUUUCAGAAUUUUCUAUGGCCUUGUAAUAAAAGCUAAAAAACAAAACCUGAAAGAUCAGUUGGUCUCUUUUCGCCUCAGCAU